This is a messenger RNA of Macrosiphum euphorbiae (potato aphid), 213 nucleotides long. Lineage: Eukaryota; Metazoa; Arthropoda; Insecta; Hemiptera; Aphididae. The record is from the annotation of a GenBank genome assembly.
AUGGGUCCGAGGUCUCGAUUCCGGCAUAACACAUCCUUUGUGCAGAUCUAUUCGUUGUUUAUACUUUCAUCCUCAAAAACCAACCAAAAACCAAAAAUGGGCGCAGAAAAAGUAUCCAUGAACAUCGUCGUUGUCGGACAAGUGCACUCUGCCAAGGCCGUUAAGACCGUCGCCAAAGCCACACCAGCAACCAGCCAACUGAUGAACUGUUAA